ACACCUCCAAGUUUCGGAGCUUACUAUGCCAUGGCAUCUCCACCUCCUCCUCCUCCUCCUCAAACCAGAAGCAACCCUUCAGAUUAUUACUACUUUGUUGUGGCUGUCGCUGCCGUUGCAUUCUUGUUCUUGGCAUCUAGCAUGGUCGCAGCCAGGUGUUGCUCUUCGUGCAGCAUCGUUGAGGCUAUUCGAAGAUUUCUCCGGUCCCGUGGACGCUCGGCCGGUGAAUCCCAUGAUGAAAAGAUCCAAGAGCUACUUCCGGUGUGCAAGUAUCGGAAAGAGCAGGCUCAAGAGUACGAGUGUUCGGUAUGCUUGUCGGUCUUCGUCGACGGAGAAGAUGUCCGGCAGCUGCCCAGGUGCAAGCAUUCAUUCCAUGCUCCUUGCAUCGAUAUGUGGCUCUACUCUCAUUCCAAUUGUCCCGUUUGUCGUGCUGAUGUUCUGGAGCGGCCACCACCUCAGCAUCAGACCGCAGGUGGUGGUGGUGACGGCGGCGACGUCUCCAUGCAGCGGUACACAAUCGAAUCCAGAGGUGCCAGCCGCUUGAUUGUUGCAAUGAUGUGAGUAGCUGUCUAAUUGCUGAUGGCUUACAUGCACAUAGAGAAGAAUAAUAGUAGCUUCUGAGAGCUCAGAGAUUCAUGAAUUUUAGAUGAGAAAGUUCUCAGACAACUAUUCUGUUCUCUUUUUUGUUGUUGUUUUGUUUUUUGGCCUUGGGGAGUAGUCCACAGGUACUUCAUGAAGAGAUUUGCUAUAGGUUGUAUGUUGAUGUCUUUGUAGGUCCACCAGGUAAAUUUUCUACCUUCACGAGAUAGUUGGGCCUUG
This is a messenger RNA of Elaeis guineensis (African oil palm), 819 nucleotides long. RefSeq names its product RING-H2 finger protein ATL64-like. The record is from RefSeq and is a predicted model, not a curated record. Lineage: Eukaryota; Viridiplantae; Streptophyta; Magnoliopsida; Arecales; Arecaceae. Gene Ontology annotation, biological process: protein ubiquitination. Gene Ontology annotation, molecular function: transferase activity.